GCGGCGGUCGCGGCCGGAGGGGAACGUGCCAGGCGCCGAGGCCGCCAUCGCGGGCGGCGAGCUGAGCCGGCGUGCGGUACCGACCCGCCGACGGGGACUGAGGUGCUGACGGCGCGCCUGGACGACCGGCUGACGGGCAGUGACCGGGACCGACGCGCAGACCUAGUGUGGAACGAGGUUGCACGUGGGACCGACUGGCCGGCUGCGUGGGUGUCCCCGACAGGGUGUGCUCCUGCGUCGGCCGCGUGCGGGUGUGCGCUUCCGACCGACAGCGUGGCAGUGGGUGGCCGUCGGACGCGGGGUGCGGCUGACGACCGCGGGGGUCCGAGCCUUCGCGCGGGGUGUCGUGUGAUGUUGUGAGGAGAGCGCGGGGGUGCUUUCGGCCGCGUGACUUGAGGCGGGACCCAGACCGGCUGAGGCGGGGACUCGGUGGCUCGGGGACUCCGAGUGGCUGUAGGGGAAUUCCGCCAUGAGGGACCCAGAAAUGUGGGCCUGGGGGGCUGACGCUGUGCCUGAGGCGGGGUGUGCGCCUGUCACUGCGCGAUUGGCCAAGAUUCUGUCGGGGUGCUGAGAUGAGGGUGAUGUGCAGCUUGCCGAGGAUGUGACCGACCGAGAGUUUUGCUUCCCCGUGUCCGCAGCCGGAGUUGACCGCGGGCCCCCGCCGGUUUGGUGGCCAUGACCCCAGCGGCGGCUGGGGGCCUGAGUCCGGCAGGACGCCGGGUGGCGUCAGGCUGGUCGUUCACCCCGCGUCCGCUGUGGGCCAGGCUGGUACUGGGCGUUUGUCACGGAUCGCCUCGGGUUACCUCACAGCAGCCCUCUGAGGUUUAUGUGGAUUUUUACAUUUAUAUGGAAUAUUGACCAAAAUUAACCAUAUGCUGGGUCACAAACCAAGUUUCGGCAUAUUUCAAAGGAUUGAAGUUGACUAAAGCACAUUUUCUCAGCACAACAGACUUACUCUAGAAAUCAAUAAUAAAAAGACAAACCCACUUCCAACGCUCCAGACAUCCCGUGCCUCAGUGGAGUGCUGCUGCUUGAUGGCCAUCCCCAAGAGCUCUCUGAGCCCCGUGCCCUGGGAACAGGAUGGCUUCCUGUGCGUGAAAGUGGAAGAUGAGGAGGCCAGCCUCUCUGAGGUCCAGGAAUCUAGCCCUGGCCACACUGCCCACCCUGAGGUCGCACGUCUUCGCUUCCGGCACUUCUGCUACAAGGAGGCAGCCAACCCACAUGAGGCCCUGGCCCAGCUCCGUGAGCUGUGCCGCCAGUGGCUGCAGCCUGAAGCACAUUCCAAGGAGCAGAUGCUGGAGCUGCUGGUCCUGGAGCAGUUCUUGGGGGCACUGCCCCCCAAGAUCCAGUCCUGGGUGGGUGCUCAGUUCCCCCAGAAUGGUGAGGAGGCUGCCAUGCUGGUAGAAGGUCUGACUCGGUCACCGGACAAGAGAGGAGAGGAACCAGGAGCUGAGCUCUCAGAGGCAAGCUGCAAGCAGAGUGACUUGGAAGCGUCUGCGCCACUGGAUGGGGGCACUGAAACCCUCGUGGGAGGGAAUUCCCUGGCACCUGCCUUUGGCGAUGCUUGUGAACCUGAGGGCAGCUCAGAGAGGCAGGCAGCACUCUCAGGGGAAGUCUGGACAAAGUUUGUCCCCCAGGACAGGAUGGAUUUCAGGAAAACUUCAGAGCCUCACAAGGGUGUUCUCACAGACCAGACAGGCUGUGAAGCUGAUGCCUUGGGGAAUAGUCCCAACGUGUGGCCAAAUUUCAUCUCUCAAGAGAAGACACCAGAAGAGAAAUUUGAUCCUUUAGAUGGUUAUGGGACAAAGCCUCCAUGCCUAUACUCAGGGAGGAAGUCUUCCAAGUGUGGUGAAUGUGGGAAAACAUUCCAGAGUCCCUCCGCCCUCGAAGCACACCAGAAGAGCCACUCUCGGAAGACCCCCUACACCUGUAGUGAGUGUGGGAAAGCCUUCAGCCGGAGCACUCACUUGGCCCAGCAUCAAGUCAUCCAUACGGGAGCAAAGCCCCAUGAGUGUAAAGAGUGCGGGAAGGCCUUCAGCCGGGUCACCCACCUGACUCAGCACCAGAGGAUUCACACUGGAGAAAAACCCUACAAGUGCAGGGAAUGUGGCAAAACCUUCAGCCGCAGCACCCAUCUCACCCAGCACCAGCGGGUGCACACAGGGGAGAGGCCCUAUGAGUGUGACAAGUGUGGAAAGGCCUUCAGCCAGAGCACCCACCUGACUCAGCACCAGCGCAUCCACACUGGGGAGAAGCCCUAUAAGUGUGACGCUUGUGGGAGAGCCUUCAGUGACUGUUCAGCUCUGAUCCGCCACCUAAGAAUCCACUCCGGAGAGAAGCCGUAUCAGUGCAAGGUUUGUCCAAAGGCCUUUGCACAGAGCUCCUCUCUCAUUGAGCACCAGAGGAUCCACACAGGAGAGAAGCCAUACAAGUGCAGUGACUGUGGGAAGGCCUUUAGCCGCAGUUCAGCCCUCAUGGUCCACCUGAGGAUUCAUAUCACAGUACUGAAGUAACCCAGGAAAGCCCUCGGGACACAGCAUAUCCUCCCCUCAGAGGCUCGACAUCUAAGAGAAACCCUGAGUUCCAAAAGGACAAAGAAUGGGGUGGGUGAUUGAUAGUACCCCAAAGUGAUAAGGUACUAAAGGGCAGACUCUGGGGCUAUCUGGGAACAACUCUGCAUUUGGAGACACAGAUGGAGGUGCCUAAUAAACACAAAGCUAUUCAAGCCAGCUAGAGAAGCUUCUAGAAGGAUCCUGCUGCCUUCCAUACCCCACUCAGGCCCAUCUCAGAGAAAGGACAGCUGAGCUGAGGAUUUGGAUUUGUCUCCAGACCCAGGGCAAGUGAAGCUUCUUUCAGGACUCUGUGGUCCCAAGAUGCUCUGGGCAGGAGGGCUCCAGUUUCAUAUGCCCAUGUAGCUGCUCUUUUUGCCUUUUCCUCCCCUGCUUAGCCCAGGAGGGUUGCCGGCCCAUACCCACCUCCGUGCCUUCACAUGUAUUGUUUCACUCCAUCUAUUCAUGUGUCACUCCAAGGCCAACCUGUGAGGCUGCCUCUUCUGUGAAGCCUUCUCCAGGCCGUCUGUCUGUUUCACAAUCUCCCUUAAUCGAAAGUACAGCCUGAUGCUUGCCCAGCAUCUGUUUCUCCCCGCCCUCUCCUUCCACAUCCCAUCAGUCAUCAGCCCUGUUGGUUUUACUGAAAAAUCACCUCUAAUCAUCUUCUCUUCCCUCAUCACCUUCUGUGAGCCCUCAUCACCUCUCCUCUGGAUUCCAUCUGGGGUCUCUUGCCUUCAUUUUCUCCCCCCACCUCUGGCACUGUUCCAUUCUCCACACCAACCUCCAGGGAGCUCUUUCUACAACCCACACCUGAUUGUGUCAUUGCAUGGUGGAAAGCUCUCCAGUGCACCUUCUUCUAUGGCAGACCUUCCUGAAUGGGUUACAAGUAUGCCAGGACAUGAGUCCUUUUGAGCCCCAAACAAGCUCUCUGGGUACCCUCGUAUGUGCCUGUGAAUUUUGUCAUUUUUGUGUGUGUGCAGUUAUGUGAAAAUGGUUUCAGACUACUGCCCCAUGGGAUAAAUGGCAAACUCCUUCACCUGCCGUUUAAGAUCAUUUGUGACCUGGCCCCAGCCUCGUCUCCUACCGUAGUACCCCCACCUUCCACACACCAGCCAUGUGGAACUACUUGUGGCUCCUGAAGAAGCCAUAUUUUCCCCACCUACGUGCCUCUGAAGCUGUGCCUGGAAACCUCAUUUCUGUCCUCCCAGGUGUUUCACAUAUCCUUCCCUAAGAAAGCCUCCCCUGUCUCCUUGAGCCAACUUCAGCUUGCCUUCUCUGCUUCCAGAACACCUCCUUAACUUCUCUUUAAUUUCUUGCCUUGUUGUAUUUACUCCUUAAAGAGCUUGCAGUCUGUUUCCCAAAGAGAAUGAGAGUUUCCAAGAGCAGGGGCUCGGUCUUAUCUCAGUAUCCAUAGCACAGGACUCAGUAGGCUCUGACUGAGUAGGUCUGUUAAAUGAAUGUACUGUGACCAGUGCCUUCCAAGAGGCGGUCAUCAUGCUGCACCCUGCAUCAAUCUGAUGUGUCUACAUUGCUGUCCUCCAACAGCCCUGGGCCCUGCAGGGCAAGAAAAAUCUGAGUUUCCUAGAGUCCCUACACUCAGACAAGCAUGGCAUACAGUGAUCACAAUAAAAUGUUACCAUAUUGA
Suricata suricatta (meerkat) is the source of this 4194-nucleotide messenger RNA. It is a transcript of the gene ZSCAN22, whose product is annotated as zinc finger and SCAN domain containing 22. The coding region runs from base 1035 to 2513 and encodes 492 amino acids. The record is from RefSeq and is a predicted model, not a curated record. Gene Ontology annotation, biological process: regulation of transcription by RNA polymerase II. The transcript has 4 exons. NCBI's taxonomy places the organism in Eukaryota, Metazoa, Chordata, Mammalia, Carnivora, Herpestidae. Gene Ontology annotation, molecular function: DNA-binding transcription factor activity, RNA polymerase II-specific; RNA polymerase II cis-regulatory region sequence-specific DNA binding.